AUGAACGCAAACGAGACUAUCGGUACCUACGACGCCAACAACACCAACAAUAUGAACGCUACUGGGUUGAAUCCCGUAGGAAGUGACCUUCUGCAAGCGAUCAGCGGAGGCGGACUUCCUGCACUCAGGGUCGUCGCUGCGUCUGGCGACACCUUUCCACCUCUGAAGGUCGUUGUUGUGGAGGCGUUGGCCAUCCUUGAAAUUGUUAAGAAAUUCAAGAUGAAUAAGAAAGAUUGGGCUGCUUUUUCUGAGAGUCUCAUUGAGAAGAUUGAGGAGAUUGUUCGGGCUAUAUGUCAAUACAAGAACAGUCAGGUCCUGUUGACUUUGCAACCCAAUUUUGAGAAUCUGAAAGGCAUUUUGGACCAUAUGAACGAAGAUUUGUUGAAGAUCCAACAACAGAGCUUGUGGAGGAGAUUUGCAAAUCUUAGAAAAGAUCAAGAACAUAUUGCAGAUUUUCAGGUUAAACUAAAUGCACUUCCCAACUUUCAGGCCUGUCUCAGGGUUGAGGAAAGUUCACAAGAAGCAGAUGCCAAGAGGGAUGUAAAUCCCAUAAUGACUGAGCCCAUCAGAGAUGACAUGUCUAUUGAGAGAAGAAAUGUUGGUGAAAGGCCCACAACUACAGAAAAAGUACCACAGGUAAAUGUGCUUACUCAGGCACAUGAUAUUCAAAUCAGUGAUAGUGUUUUCAAUUCUGCAAAUACUAUCAAUAUCAAUGACAACAGAGAACUUGAAACUAAGAUAGCAGAUGCAGCAGAACAGUUAAAUGUAGAAAAAUGGCUGCAAGAGCUCAAAGCUCCACCACAUGGCAAAGUAAGAGAGAGAUGCAUGCCUGGAACUCGGGAGGAUGUGCUCACUUUUAUCAAAACAUGGCUUUAUGAUCUGGAUAAGCCCAAUAUUUUCUGGCUUUCUGGCAGUCCUGGCUCUGGAAAGACAACAAUUGCUUCAUCUGUAGUUGCUGAUUUUGACUGUUUUUCUGGGCAACUCUUUUUCCAUCGUGAUGAGGCUGAGCUUCGGGAUCCAGACAACUUAUGGAGGCGUAUUGCUUUGGACCUUUCUCUUGGAUCAAAUGAUCUUGGAAAGUCUAUAGCUCAGGCACUGGAGACUCAGAAAGCUAACAUUAGAGGCCUUGAUAUUUCUAUGCAAUUUGAGCAUCUUAUUGCCAAGCCUUUACAGAAGGCUUUUGGGACCUCUGUUCAGCCUCUUCUUAUUGUUGUUGAUGCCCUUGAUGAGUGUGAUUCAUAUGAGAAACUCUUACCUUCAUUGGUAUCCUGGUCUUACCUCCCUAAAUCUCUGAAGCUCCUUGUUACAAGCCGCCAGCAUCAUAAGGUUCAGAGUAGACUAAGAUCUGUCAGUGUUCAUCAUAAUCUAAAUACUGGACAUGGGAUCUCUGCUCAAACUUCUGAUGACCUUGAAAAAUACUUUAUAGCAAGAUUUUCUGAGGCAACUGGGUUGUUGACAAAGUGGCCUGGUCCAGCCAAAGUAUCAUUUCUUGUGAGAAAAGCUGCAGGGCUAUUUAUCUGGGCUAAAUCUGCAAUGGACUUUAUCUUAUAUAAUGGGGGUGAUUCUGAAGAGAGGCUAGAUAUUAUUUCUGCUGACUCUGGGGAAGGAAUUGAUGUGGUUGACAGCUUGUAUCAUGAGAUCAUUUCUGUUGCUUUGCAAGGCCUCAGAAAACCAGAGGAAACAGCAUUAAGAUUGGUUCUGGGUACAAUUGUCAUUGCAAAGAAUCCACUUUGUAUCCAAGAUCUAAAAGAGCUGCUGGGGGUAAAAGAUACAUUGCUAGAUUCAAUAAUCAGUCAACUUAGCCCAAUUCUAUCCAUCAGUGAUGCAAACUAUUUGCGUGUUUGCCACCAGUCAGUUACUGAUUUUCUGCUGGAUACAAAGAGAUCCAAAGAUUUUUGGAUUGACAGCCAGCUGCACAGUCUUUGUUUUUCUGGGCAUUGCAUGAAAUUUAUGAAUGCAAAACUGACAUUUAAUUUCUUUGACCUGAAAACAUCACACAUUUUAAAUAAGGACAUACCAGAGCUGAAUGAUCAUAUUGAGAGUGUGAAGUCAACAGCUUUAUAUCAUGCAAGUUACUUCUGGGCCAGCUAUUUACAAAACAAUUGUGAUAGAGGAUUGCAGCUGGAAGUACAGUCUGCAGUUGAGGAGUUUUUGAUGGUUCAUCUUUUACAUUGGCUUGAGGUUAUGAGUUUGAUGGGGACAGUAAACCAUGCUGCUCAACUACUGUUGUUAGCUGCAAGAUGGAGCAGAGAUCUAAAUCCUGAUUUAUCAGACUUUAUAAAUGAUGCAAACAGAUUUGUGAUGGAAUUUCUUGAACCAAUAACUCUUGCAGCCCCACAUAUAUAUUUGUCAGCUCUGCCAUUUUCUCCAUCAGAUUCAAAAAUAUCUAUGCAUUUUCUGAAGCUUUUCAAAAAGACAUUGACUGUGAAGAUGGGCAAAAUGGAAUAUUGGUCAGAGAAAUGCUUUCUCAGACUUGCAGACCAUGAUAGUGGUGUUGCUUCAGUUUCGUUUUCUCCUGAUGGCAGGCACAUUGUCUCUGGAUCUUGGGACAAGACAAUCAGAGUGUGGGAUGCUCAGACAGGUCAGAAUGUUAUAGAUCCUCUUAAAGGCCAUGAUGAUUUGGUUACUUCAGUUGCAUUUUCUCUUGUUGGAAGGCACAUUGUGUCUGGAUCUUAUGGCAAGACAAUUAGAGUGUGGGAUGUUCAGACAGGUCAGACUGUUAUAGGUCCUCUCAAAGGCCAUGAUGAUUGGGUUACUUCAGUUUCAUAUUCUUCUGAUGGCAGGCACAUUGUCUCUGGAUCUCGUGACAAGACAAUCAGAGUGUGGGAUGCCCAGACAGGGCACAGUGUUAUGUAUCCUCUGAAAGGCCAUGAGAAUUGUGUUACCUCAGUUUCAUUUUCUCCCAAUGGCAGGCACAUUGUCUCUGGAUCUCGUGAUGGGACAAUUGGACUGUGGGAUGCUCAGACAGGGCAAAGUGUCAGGAAUGCUCUCAAAGGCCAUGAUGAUUGGAUUACUUCAGUUGCAUUUUCUCAUGAUGGCAGGUGCAUAGUUUCUGGAUCUUGGGAUAAGACAAUCAGAGUGUGGGAUGCUCAAACAGGUCAGAGUGUUGUAGAUCCUCUCAAAGGUCAUGAUGCUAGUGUUACUUCAGUUGCAUUUUCUCAUGAUGGCAGGCACAUUGUCUCUGGAUCUGAUGACAUGACAGUCAGAGUGUGGAAUGCUCAGACAGGUCAGAGUGUCAUAGAGCCUCUCAAAGGCCAUGAUCAUUGGGUUACUUCAGUUGCAUUUUCUCCUGAUGGAAAGCACAUUGUGUCUGGAUCUUAUGACAAGACAGUCAGAGUGUGGCAUACUCAGACAGGUCAGAGGGCUCCAGAUCCUCUUAAAGGCCAUGUCAAUUAUAUUACUUCUGCUGCAUUUUCUCCUGAUGGCAAGCACAUUGUCUCUGGAUCUGGUGAUGGGACAGUCAGAGUGUGGGAUGCUCAAACAGGUCAGAGUGUCAUGGAACCUCUCAAAGGCCAUGAUCAUUGGGUUACUUCAGUUGCAUUUUCUCCUAAUGGCAGGCACAUCGUGUCUGGAUCUUAUGAUAAGACAAUCAGGCUGUGGGAUGCUCAAGCAGUUACUAACCGGUUAGGACCGAAAAAUAAAGAAUCGGUUAUAACAAGGUGUAUAAUAGGGCUGGUUAUAACCGGUUGUAACCGGUUAUUUAACGUGUUGCGGUUAGUUAUUGAUCCUCUCACAGGCCAUGACAAUUGGGUUACUUCAGUUGCAUUUUCUCCUGAUGGCAGGCACAUUAUCUCUGGAUCUUGUGACAAGACAAUCAGAAUGUGGGAUGCUCAGACAGGGCAGAGUGUUAUGAAUCCUCUCAAAGGGCAUGAUCAUUAUGUGAAUUCUGUUGCAUUUUCUCCUAAUGGCAGACACAUUGUCUCUGGAUCUCGUGAUAAGACAAUAAUUGUGUGGGAUGCUCAGACAGGGCAGAGUGUUAUGGAUCCUCUCAAAGGCCAUGAUCAUUAUGUUACUUCAGUUGCAUUUUCUCCUGAUGGCAGGCACAUUGUUUCUGGAUCUUAUGACAAGACAGUCAGAGUGUGGGAUGCUAAGACAGGUCAAAGUGUUGUAAAUCCUCUCAAAGGCCAUGACAAUUGUGUUACUUCUGCUGCAUUUUCUCCUGAUGGCAGGCACAUUGUAUCUGGGUCUAGUGAUGGUACAGUCAGAGUGUGGGAUGAGAAGACAGGUCAGAGUACUAUAGAUCCUCUCAAAGGUCAUGAUGAUUGGGUUACUUCAGCUGCAUUCUCUCCUGAUGGCAGGUACAUUGUGUCUGGAUCUUAUGACAGGACAGUUAGAGUGUGGGAUACUCAGACAGGUCAGAAAAUUAUGGAUCCCUUCUCAGUGUCUUGCCUUUCCACUUCAAGCAAUCCUGUCGUACCACCAAUCUCUCCCAUAUAUUGUGAUAUUGGAAACAAUAUUGACAUGCCUGAUUCUGAUAAAACCUUUUUUUAUCAUUCCUAUGAUAAACUUUUGUUAAAAUUAUGUCACCUUGAUGGUAAUUGGGUCAUGCUACAAGAUGAAAAUUAUCUCUUAUGGGUGCCAGAUCAAAAUAAAUUAGGUUUGCUCUGGCCAAGUACAACUACUGUCAUUGGUUGCACUCCAACUUCACUUCAUUUCAAAAAAUUUGUUCAUGGUAUACACUGGAGCCAGUGUUUUUCAUCACUACAUGAUCCCAUUCAAGAAGAAACUGGACCUGUUGAUUUCAUAGCUCUGAAUUGA
Messenger RNA from Laccaria bicolor S238N-H82, 4758 nucleotides. RefSeq lists its product as uncharacterized. Gene Ontology annotation, biological process: cell surface receptor signaling pathway. Gene Ontology annotation, molecular function: protein binding. The record is from RefSeq and is a predicted model, not a curated record. The coding region runs from base 1 to 4758 and encodes 1585 amino acids. The transcript is spliced from 13 exons. NCBI's taxonomy places the organism in Eukaryota, Fungi, Basidiomycota, Agaricomycetes, Agaricales, Hydnangiaceae.